AUGCGAAAUGAUUGCAAAAUUGUCUGUUUUGAGGCUACAUAUUUCAUCAGCAAAGCACAGAAAAGCAAUAGAGCCAAUGAAGAGUCAAAAAAAAUUUACUUCCCUAAAGUAAAAAAAGAUCUGAAUACCCAGAAUGCAGAAUCUUCGCUGGCUUUGUUUGUUUGCGAGCACUGUGCAAUUAUGGCUGUAGAUCAUUUAUCGGAACUAUGCAAAUACCGAUUUGUCGACAGCAAAUACAGCGACAUCAAGUUACAUCGAACCAAAUGCACGAAUAUUAUUAAAAAUGUUUUGGCACCACACUUCAUUCAAGAAAUUGUGACAGAUUUAGGAGAUCAGGAGUACAGUCUCUUAAUCGAUGAAUCGACAGAUAUAUUGGUACUUAAAAUGCUUGGUGUUUCGAUAAGAUAUUUCAGCCGAUCAUUAAAAAAGAUAAUUUCCACAUUCUUGGGAUUAGUUGAGAUUGAAGACGGAACUGCAGUCAGCAUAGUGAACGGCAUUAAAGGAUUGUUGGCAGAAAUAAAAAUAAAUUUAAAGAAAUUGAUCGGUAUCGGCACGGAUAACGCUUCGGUCAUGACAGGAACUAACAGUGGAGUGCACGCAUUGUUGAAAAAUGCAACUGGUAAUGACAAUUUAGUGUUAGUCCGCUGCGUGUGUCAUUCGUUACAGUUGGCUAUGUCUCAUGCUUCAGCAGAAACCCUACCAAGAAAUGUUGAAUUUCUUAUAAGAGAAACCUAUAACUGGUUUAGCCAUUCAUCAAACCGAAGACUCUUUUACAAAAACAUGUUUCAAACGAUCAACGGUGGCUCCGUUCCAUUGACAAUUCCACAGAUGUGCAAUACCCGAUGGAUAUCAAUUGAACCAGCGGUCUGCCGUAUUCUUGAUCAAUGGAUAGAAUUAAAAACCCUGUUUGAAAUUGCCAGGCGAGAUGAACACUGCUAUACGGCAGAAAUACUAUAUAACAUGUAUAAUGAUCCACAGAAUCAUUUGUACUUAUUAUACAUAAGACCUAUCUUACAGGAAGUUCAAGUGGUAAACAAGUUGUUUGAAAGUAACGAUGUUGACCCAACAAGAUUGUACAAUGAUUUGAUUGGCUUAGUGGAAUCGAUAGGUCGGCGUAUUCUGAACCCAACGGCAAGGGUAGAUAUUUUAACAGAAGACAUAGAAAGCUAUUUAGAUCCGAAACCAUACAUGGGAUAUGCUUUUGAGACCAAAUUACUUGAAUACAAUCUUCAGCCUAAUGCAGCAAACUAUUUACGCCAACGUUGUAAUAAUUUCACACUGAAACUUGUGACAGAACUACGUUCGAGAUUACCGGUUAAUUUUAAAAUACUUCAGAAGAUAUCCAUGUUUUCAGUUCAAGAGACUUUAAAAGUAGUUAAGCCAUCCAUUGUCGAAAUAGCCCAAGAGUUCCGAGUUAAUGCACCUAUGAUUGAAAAACUGGUAUCUCAAUGGAGAAAUAUAGUUCACAUUAAAUGGGAAUCCUUGACUUCCACAGUAAAGUUCUGGAAUGAAGUCAUGCAAUAUAAAGAUGCAGCUGAUAAUAACCCCUUUGCAGAGUUAUGUGAGUUUGCAAUGUCUCUUAUAUCAUUGCCACAUUCAAAUGCGGACGUUGAACGUGUAUUCAGCCAAAUGAGUCUGCCUUCUUAUAACUUAGAAAAUAGCGGAGAACAAAUAGCGGAUCUUUUACAAAAUGAGAACUUCGAUAGCGAAAUCGAGGACAACUUGGAAGUCGAUCCUUAUGACUCUGAAGAUAGCGCAGCAGAUCCUUAUUUCGUGCUAUUUCGACUGGAAGAAGACCUACAAAAUACUUUAGUAGAUGAUUCUGAACCCCCAAACAUUUAUAAACCAUAUCAAGCCACUAGAAAUGCGUCAGAUUCAUUAGUUCCUGCGUCACAAGAAGAACAAACAGCAGAAAAUCUUAUUAUUUUGCCUUCUGCGUCGACUGUGAGAGAUAUGAUGGAUGAAAUUCUCCUACGCACUAAUGAAGAUAUUUUAGUCAAAGCCAGCAAAUAUAAACAGCAAAGUUCGACCAUAUCACUGACAAGAAUAGAAGAACUUCAUGCACUGCUUGGUCUUAUAAUUUUCAGUGGUGCUAUGGGUAAUAACGAUUUACCGACCAGAUAG
Molecule: messenger RNA, 2124 nt
Organism: Parnassius apollo (apollo)
Lineage: Eukaryota; Metazoa; Arthropoda; Insecta; Lepidoptera; Papilionidae
Source: the annotation of a GenBank genome assembly